GCACACCCGGAAGCGGCGGAGUAGAGCGGAGCCUGGCGGGCGUGGGAACCCAGGCCCCGCCGAGGCGGCCAGGUUAGUGCAGCAGGAGGUGAGAUGGCAGCUGGGCAAAAUGGGCACGAAGAGUGGGUGGGCAGCGCAUACCUGUUUGUGGAGUCCUCGCUGGACAAGGUGGUCCUGUCGGAUGCCUACGCGCACCCCCAGCAGAAGGUGGCAGUGUACAGGGCUCUGCAGGCUGCCUUGGCAGAGAGCGGCGGGAGCCCGGACGUGCUGCAGAUGCUGAAGAUCCACCGCAGCGACCCGCAGCUGAUCGUGCAGCUGCGAUUCUGCGGGCGGCAGCCCUGUGGCCGCUUCCUCCGCGCCUACCGCGAGGGGGCGCUGCGCGCCGCGCUGCAGAGGAGCCUGGCGGCCGCGCUCGCCCAGCACUCGGUGCCGCUGCAACUGGAGCUGCGCGCCGGCGCCGAGCGGCUGGACGCUUUGCUGGCGGACGAGGAGCGCUGUUUGAGUUGCAUCCUAGCCCAGCAGCCCGACCGGCUCCGGGAUGAAGAACUGGCUGAGCUGGAGGAUGCGCUGCGAAAUCUGAAGUGCGGCUCGGGGGCCCGGGGUGGCGACGGGGAGGUCGCUUCGGCCCCCUUGCAGCCCCCGGUGCCCUCUCUGUCGGAGGUGAAGCCGCCGCCGCCGCCGCCACCUGCCCAGACUUUUCUGUUCCAGGGUCAGCCUGUAGUGAAUCGGCCGCUGAGCCUGAAGGACCAACAGACGUUCGCGCGCUCUGUGGGUCUCAAAUGGCGCAAGGUGGGGCGCUCACUGCAGCGAGGCUGCCGGGCGCUGCGGGACCCGGCGCUGGACUCGCUGGCCUACGAGUACGAGCGCGAGGGACUGUACGAGCAGGCCUUCCAGCUGCUGCGGCGCUUCGUGCAGGCCGAGGGCCGCCGCGCCACGCUGCAGCGCCUGGUGGAGGCACUCGAGGAGAACGAGCUCACCAGCCUGGCAGAGGACUUGCUGGGCCUGACCGAUCCCAAUGGCGGCCUGGCCUAGACCAGGGGUGCAGCCAGCUUUUGGAGAACCUGGAUGGCCUUAGGGUUCCUUCUGCGGCUAUUGCUGAACCCCUGUCCAUCCACGGGACCCUGAAACUCCACUUGGCCUAUCUGCUGGACCUGCUGGGGCAGAGUUGAUUGCCUUCCCCAGGAGCCAGACCACUGGGGGUGCAUCAUUGGGGAUUCUGCCUCAGGUACUUUGAUAGAGUGUGGGGUGGGGGGGACCUGCUUUGGAGAUCAGCCUCACCUUCUCCCAUCCCAGAAGCGGGGCUUACAGCCAGCCCUUACAGUUUCACUCAUGAAGCACCUUGAUCUUUGGUGUCCUGGACUUCAUCCUGGGUGCUGCAGAUACUGCAGUGAAGUAAAACAGGAAUCAAUCUUGCCUGCCCCCAGCUCACACUCAGCGUGGGACCCCGAAUGUUAAGCAAUGAUAAUAAAGUAUAACACGGAUUUUGAUGUGAGAAA
Molecule: messenger RNA, 1496 nt
Organism: Homo sapiens (human)
Lineage: Eukaryota; Metazoa; Chordata; Mammalia; Primates; Hominidae
Gene: TRADD
Product: TNFRSF1A associated via death domain
Exons: 5
Coding region: 94-1032 (312 amino acids)
Biological process (GO): positive regulation of hair follicle development; positive regulation of multicellular organismal process; signal transduction
Cellular component (GO): cytoplasm; cytoskeleton; nucleus
Molecular function (GO): molecular adaptor activity; signaling adaptor activity
Source: RefSeq, marked reviewed